UAAGCAUGAAGGACACCUGAUACCCAAGAACUUUUUUUGUUUUAUUUUUCCAUUAACUGCUUUGUAAUAAAGUAAGAUUUUAUUGUUAUAGUUGCCUCCCUUAAGACUUUACUUAUAACUACAGACUGAGCCUCAAACAAGAAAAACCACAAGGGAGUCUUCUACAUUAUUCUUGAAGGACUGCAACCCGUGGACCGGCUAGACUGAAAAUGCUGUUUCUGUGGUGUGUUCUGGUCCUUGUGAACCUGGUAUCAGUGGCUACAGGCACCAGUGCAGGAGUUAAAGUCAGAUUAACUCAGAAGGGGCUUGAGUAUGUUUUUUGAAGGUCCCAGAGUGGAGACAUGUAGGCACUCUCAGACUCGAAUACGGGACUCGAGACUCGACUCGGACUCGAACACUGGGGACUUGAGACUCGACUCGGACUCGAACUCUGGUAAUGGUGACUCGACUUGGACUCGACUCGGACUCUUCUUUGGUGACUCGGACUUGGACUCGGACUCGAACACUGGGACUCGAGACUCGACUCGGACUCGACAGUCAACAGAUCGAAAUCGACUCAAUCCAGCAGAAACUCAAAACUAUUAAACUGAUGGAUAUGAGUGGCACAGAAAAACUGGAUAUUGGAAAAGUCGAAUAUAGUAUUACAGGGAUGCAGAUUGUAAACCUUGGACUUCCUAAAUCAGCAGUGGGCUUCGUUCCGGGCACUGGAAUCUUGCUUUCAGUUGCCAAUGCCUACAUCACUCUGCGUGGAAAUUGGAGAGUCAAGUACUUAAGGUUAAUAAGGGACACUGGGUCAUUUGAUCUGACUGUGAAUGAAUUGGCUGUUAGCAGCAAUAUUGAAGUCAAGAGUGAUGGCACCGGCCACCCAACAGUCAGCAUGACCAACUGUGCAGCGACUGUGGGAAGUGUCAAGGUCAAACUUCAUGGUGGAGCUAGCUGGUUGUAUAGUCUCUUCAGUUCCUUCAUGAAUACGGCUUUACACAAAGCUCUACAGAAACAGAUCUGUCGUUCAGUGACGGAUUCUUUUGCUGACAUGAACUCCUUCCUGAAAUCAUUAAAUGCCAAAGUGGAUCAAUAUGCUGAAAUUGAAUACACCAUGGUGGAGUCUCCUGUCAUUUCUAAUACUAUGAUUGAGUUGGGUUUUAAGGGUGAAUUCUAUAACAUUGGACAGCACAAGGAACCCCCCUUUUCCCCAAAACCUUUCUCAUUGCCAUCUCAGGAAACUAAUAUGCUGUACAUGGGAGUUUCUGCCUUCUCCAUUAACUCAGCAAGCUUUGUGUACCACAGAGCUGGCGCCCUCCGCCUCUACAUCACUGAUGACAUGAUUCCUUCUGAUUCUUCGAAUCGUCUGAACACAAAGACAUUUGGAACAUUCAUUCCUCAAAUUGAGAAAACCUAUCCUGGUCUGAUGAUGAAGCUGUUGUUUGAGACAGUGAAGGAGCCCCUCAUUACAUGUGAACCCAACAACAUGACUAUUCAGGCCAGCGGUAUGAUGACAGCUUUCGCUAUUCAGUCAGACGGCACACUGUCGCCACUCUUUGUCCUCAACCUGGAGGGCAGCGUCAGUACUAAUAUAUAUGUAAGUGGGCUCAAACUGGCAGGACAUGUGACCCUUGACAAAAUUCAUAUGAGCUUAGCAAAAAGCUAUGUGGGAUCAUUCCAGGUGACAUCUCUCGACGAUAUUUUCACAACGGUCUUGAAGGUUGCCGUCAUUCCCAAGGUUAAUGCUCAAUUAAAGGAGGGUUAUUCACUUCCUGCCACUGUCAAGAUGCAGCUUCAAAAAACUCAAAUCCAAGUUUUGAAGGACUACGUAUUGAUUGGAACUGAUGUUCAAGUUACAGCAUAAGCGACAUCCAGCGACGACUGCUCUUCUCUCCCUUCAUCAAUCACCUGUGCCCUCCUUGUGUUCUCCAGCAUCUUCCAGCAGCUCCUGGAAUCCACCGAUCUCCAUUAACUGAACUGUGCUCAGAUAUUCGGGUCUUACCAUGCUAUUCCUUUAAGAAAUCUGGCAUAAAAAAGACAUUGUUAUUCCUCUGAUAUCUUCCACCGAAGUCUCAAUAUUAUCAUUACUAUCAUCAUUACCAUUUAUUGACUUCUGUUGCACUCUCAUUAAUAAAAUACCUGGU
Messenger RNA from Labeo rohita (rohu), 2126 nucleotides. Its product is annotated as bactericidal permeability-increasing protein. NCBI's taxonomy places the organism in Eukaryota, Metazoa, Chordata, Actinopteri, Cypriniformes, Cyprinidae. The record is from RefSeq and is a predicted model, not a curated record. Gene Ontology annotation, molecular function: lipid binding. The coding region runs from base 437 to 1846 and encodes 469 amino acids. The transcript is spliced from 17 exons.